AUGCAUUUAUUAUAUGGAGUAAAAUGAAUUUAGAUAUUGAUAGGACAAUAUAUAUACCAUUCUAUCCUAACGAGAAUUUUUUGAAUAGAUCUAAUUACGCUAUAGAGUAUAUAUAGAAUUUUUAAUAUUUAUAGGGAGAAAUAGAAACACAAACCCCAACCAUCAAAAUCAGUUAUCAUUAAAUUGCUAAAUUAUGUGGAGGAAUUGAGACUCAAGUAUAAUAGACACAAAAAAUAAAUGAUAAAUAAUUUGUGUUUACUAAAUAGUUUGGCAGAUCUUUGAUUCAAGCAAUUGUGGAGGGAGUAUUCUAAUCUUUAAUUUAAAAAAUAAAAGCAAAAAAUUAAAUUGAGGUUAAUUAAGGUUAUUUUGGAAAAUUUUUAAGAUUUGAUUUUACAUUUACAUAUGAACCACUUUUGAAAUCUAAAGUUUAAUCACAAAUCAAAUAAGAAUUAUAAAUAAAAAAGACUGUAAGAAAUUUGAUUGAAUAAUCAAAAAAUGCUAUUGCUUUAUAAACAAAAGGAUAAAUAACAAAUUUUUAAAUUAUUAAAAAUUCAAUGUAAUAAUAACAAUAGGAAAGUAAAUAAUUUUUUAAUAUUUUUUAGUUAUUUAAUAGUCAAUAGAAUAAAGUUAAAUAAUUCAAACAAAAAAGGCAGUCUUUGAAAUUUUUAGUGAAAAUUCUUAAUAAAAGAUGAUGUAAAAUCCAACAAGAAGAAUUGGAAAACUAGAACAGUAAUCGAUUUAUAUAUAUAUAAGUAUUCCAGUCAUGUCUGAAAUAUUGGGAGCUGAUACUAAUUCCUUAUCUAAGAACCAAGAUUUUUAAAAAUUGGUCGAGAAUCCUUUUGCUUUAAUGAGUUAAUAAUUUUUUAAACCAUAAAAUGCUAAGAUUCGUUUUCCACCUAUAUUGGAUAAGUUUGUUAGAACAUAAGCAGCUCCAAUUUCAGGAAUCAAAUAUAAUAGUAGUGUAGUAAGUAGAAUCGCAUCCAAUUGA
Paramecium primaurelia is the source of this 988-nucleotide messenger RNA. NCBI's taxonomy places the organism in Eukaryota, Ciliophora, Oligohymenophorea, Peniculida, Parameciidae. The record is from the annotation of a GenBank genome assembly.